CUCUUCUCCCACUCGACUCGACGCUUCAGUAGUGCAACAGCAUCAGCUAGUUGUGUCCAUUACACUGGUCGUUGCCUGUGACUAACCCUGCGCCUGUGCAGGAUGCGCGUUUAAUUGGCAAACAACAAAAUCGCAUUGCAUUUAAAUUGAGUAUUUAUGGAAAUGAGGCAUCUGCUUUGCUUUCUAUGCGCUGUUUUUGGCUAUAUAGCUGAUCCUGUGCUUGCGGAAAUCGAAUAUAAUACCAUCAAUGCGGAUGGAUCGUUUAGAUUUCGACAUGCAAAUGAUGACAUUGGUGGCUACUAUCAUAGCGCCUCCGGCACUCCAGACAACAUCGUGCGAGGUCGUUAUGGUUCGCGUAGUCCAGCCAGCGGCCAAAUCGAAGAGACCGUCUAUACAGCCGGACCACGUGGCUUUCGAGCGAAUGGACCGAAAAUACAUCGCAAAAUGAGCUUAGCUCAGUAUCCGGUGCUUCCACGUGGCAGUCCGGAUGAUCCGCUGGCUGAUCCCUAUGACGAUCCGUCCUAUAGCUUUAACUAUCGCACGCCAGAUCAAUCGCGCAGCGAGGAGAAUGACGCCAACAAUAGGAUAAGAGGCCUCUAUUCCUACCUGGACGAUGUGGGUGAGCGGCACAGUGUGCGCUAUGCCGCUGGGGCUGGCACGGGCUUUGAGAUUUCGAAUGCGGUGCCCGAUAAUCCCGUUAGUGUAGGUUACUCCAGUCCGCUGUACAAGGCGCCUCCCAAGACGCGCGGCAAGAUGUCCGUGCAGCGUGGUCCCGGUGGCACCUACAAGCUCAUUGCAGCCGGUCCCGAUCAUCGACGUGCCGAGAGUCGCGCCUCGGAUGGAUUGGUGCGAGGCACUUACUCCUUUCUGGACGACAAGGGCGUUCAGCGCACCGUGGAGUAUAUAGCGGGUGCUGGCAUUGGCUAUCGAGUGGUGCAGAAUCGCAUUGGACCCGGCACUCACAUAAAUCCCUCUGUUGCGGAUUUUCGACUGAGCGAUACAGAUUUCCGAUUGGCAAAUGAUUUUGGACGUGGUGCGGGUGGUAGCUUAGGUGGUGGCAGUGGUAGUGGUGUCAGCAGUGGAUCCACUACAGGACCAAGUGGAACGAGUGGGACAAGUGGGGGAGCUGGCAGGGGUAGUGGUGGCGUAGAAGCAGCAGGAGGUAGAGGUGGAGCUGGAGGCGGAGGCGGAGGAAGGGGACGUGCUGGUGGUAGUGGUGGUGCCACGGAUUACUUGAAGACAGCUGACGGGGGGAAGGACGAUGACAAUGUCGAAGAUGGGGAUGAUAAUGGAUUAAUCAGCAGCUCAUACGGCUCAGCAACACCUUCAAGAGGUAAAGAAGAUAGACGCGGCUACCCGGCAGGCAGUUCCCAGCGUGGUAGCACCCGAUACGAUGGGGGAGAUGGUGGAGGCGCUGCAGGCGGCGGAGCCAGAGGUGGUGGUGGUGGUAAUGGCAAUGGUUACAGGGAAGGCAGUUCCUCCGGCAGUAGAAAUCGAGCAGGCACACAAGCUGGCUCAAAUGCGAGCGGAACACGAAAUAGACACAAUUUUAUUGGAAGGGGUGGUGGUGGUGGUGGAGGUGGUGGAGGAGGUGGUGGUGGUGGUUUCCGGCGUGGUGGAGCCGGCUCUGCUGAGUCUGCUGACAACCUUGACAGAACAAGUUCCGCCAGCGGUCCAGGUGACAAUUACAAUCUCAACGAUGAUGAUGUGGGAAGCUCGCUGCCGCCCCUGGUAACCGCUAACCAUCGCAUACUGGAAAUCGAUCGUGAUCGGGAGUGGGUGCAGCGACAUCGCGACUCCACGAUCAUCAAGAAUGUGGGCAAAUGGUAUGUGGGUCUGCCACCGGGUCAAAGUGUACGCGCCCAUGUCCAGAAUAUCGAUUUGGUGCCGCUGGGCGGUCGCGUCUCAUUGUCGCCAUCGGAGGCGUUGCGUCAGGAUGAAAUUGCCGAGCUGGCCGCCUCCCGGGAGCACUAGAGCCAAAGCACUAGAACCGAGCAAUUCCUAGUUGUAGUUAUCGUAGCGAUGUAAGUGAUGUAACUGAAACGAUGUCAACUGCGGUUAUAGCAUGUUUUAAGUAUAACUGUAAUACUAUUUAUGCUAAAUAUACAAACAAAGUAUUUCCAA
This is a messenger RNA of Drosophila grimshawi, 2124 nucleotides long. RefSeq names its product fibroin heavy chain (gene Cpr73D). The coding region runs from base 157 to 1974 and encodes 605 amino acids. The transcript has 4 exons. Gene Ontology annotation, cellular component: chitin-based extracellular matrix. The record is from RefSeq and is a predicted model, not a curated record. NCBI's taxonomy places the organism in Eukaryota, Metazoa, Arthropoda, Insecta, Diptera, Drosophilidae. Gene Ontology annotation, molecular function: structural constituent of chitin-based larval cuticle.